AGGUCGGAUAUAAAAGUCAGACCGGGAAAGGAGGAUCAUUAGUUUGUAUUGGUCCGAGGAAACUUUUACCCAGAGGCGGAUUCAGAAGAGAGUUCAAUGUUCAGAAGUGUUUUCCAGUUUGUACUGUACUUAUUCCUGGUAGAUGUGUCCCCACAAGGGACAUACGCAAAGCAGGUGCGAUUUGCCGAUACCCAAGGCUGCCCGUCCGUGGGACUUCCCGCCAACGGCGAGCGCCAAAACAACGUUCUCUACAAGACCAAACCCAUGUUUGUAUUAGACACCCGGAGUGUCAAAGAGGGCUAUCUCCCGGGAAAGUCGUAUUCAUUGUAUGUGAGAGCCCAAGACAGUGAUCGGAAGUUCUCGGACGUUUUGGUCUGGGCUGAAGGAAGUGGGCUAGAGGGUUGUAGCACAGGCAGUUUUGAUACAAACCCAACUUACUACCACCAACCAGAGAACUGCUCUCACUUGGUCACCCGAAACUCCAAAGUUCCAGAGCACACGUUCCUAUUUACCUGGAAAGCGCCACUGUGUGGCUGCGUUACUAUUAGGGCACGCGUGUCCACUGCCACUGCCGAUACGAGUUCUUUUGUAUUAGACGACAUGUCCAAAAAAGAGGGCCAUCUUACCUCACAUAUCUGUCCAAAAGAUGUGCAUCCACUAUUAGCAACCUUAUCCGUUACGGAGAGGAAAGAUCUCUUAUGCCAAGUAAUCGAUGACAUCACAGGAUCUGACGUAGCAACCAGACGAUACGUUCUGAGCAGACGUAAAAUGGAAUAUAACGCUAUGUCACAACUCCAAAAAGAAUCUUGGGAACUCGCUCUUCAUCAAAGAGUUUACAACAUUAAAAAGUGUUGUGGUCUGAAGGGAACAGAGAGAACUGACUGUAUUGGAGACGAGCGUCGACAUCGGCUUGACCGGUUUUGUGCUUAUGGGGAAUCUAUAAUUCCAUUCACAUUCAAGAGACGUGGAUUUAUGGAACAAAGAAGAAAGGAUUGCUGUUGGAAACUAGGCGAACGUCGAUACCACUGUUUUGCAUACGUGCCCAGCGAUGAAGCCAAGAGUGCCGAUAGUCUAUGGAAUGUGAAACAUGUUCAGGAAUUGGACGAAUCUGAUCCAAUCAACGACCUGGAGGACUACGCACCAGAAGUCUUGAAGAAAGUAAAUAUACUAUCAAAACUUCCUGCUUUCGUGAAUGCAUAUGCUGAUAGUGCCAACCCAGUAAUAAGUCACAUAGAACAGAAAGACCACCGGAAGGACUUAAAACUUUCAAAGGAGAUAAACGAUCUUAAAGAAAAGGACUCGAACUCGUUAACAACGACCACAAACCCUACCAAAAUCUCAGCGGUACAGAAAACCACCAUGAAGCCUACCAAAGAUCUCUUACAAACAACCACCGAGUUAUCGCCAACCACCGACUCUGUGACAACAACAGAAACAGACAAGAAAACAACACUCACCAGUGAAGAUUUGCAAAGAAAGAUGAGGAAACUCAAACUUCGCCUUGACUGCUGCGAAUCAGGACGCAAAACAGGAGAGGAUGCAGGUGGCGACCCCUGGGGGAGAUGUACCGAUGGUUCCUAUAAAUACACAAGACAAAUGAGGGGCGGAAGGCGUAAAUGCCGCACUUACUACCUCAAAUGUUGCAUUGAGGAGACUGAAAGUGAUGACGAAAUUUCCGUUGACUCUGAUAACGACAAAGAAGAGGAUGAUGAUGAGGUUGAUGACAAGAAGGGAUCAUCGGCUGUGGAAUCUAAAGAAGAUAAAGACAAUGAUGAAAACAACGAUGACAGUGAAGAUGAUGACGACGACGAUCUAGACGAAUCUAAACCUGUAAAACGACAUAGUCGAAGAAAACAAAAGAAAGGAAAGGCUGGUUUGGGGAGACGUCGGAGGGAGCGGAAAAGGGGGUCCAAGCGUCGCAGAGGCUGAAAGCCCACAUGACCAUCAACUGUGUAUGCUAUUGUGAAGACCAUUUAUUUAAAUGUUCUGGAUGAGGUUGUUGUGCAAGUUUAGGUAGUUCUACCUCUAAAAGAACCGUAGUUAUUUGUCUGAUGUAUGUAUGUGAAGUGUGUUACAAGGUCAAACCUCGCCAUUCUACAGCACUGUUCCAUUUCUAACUGACUCGUUGUGUGUUGCUGACCUGUUCAGACAGUUCUUUCGUAUGUCCUUUAUCAAUGACAAUUUCUAGUGCGUAUAUUGAUCUAUAGGUGCUAGUGUAUGUUUGAAAUUUGUGUUCAUUUCUUCAGAGAUUUUAUACAAGCAUAAUUAUUUUUUAUUUAUUUUCUUUUUUACAAUUUUUUAAAAUAAAUUGUAUUACUAAAUUUUG
This is a messenger RNA of Ostrea edulis (European flat oyster), 2326 nucleotides long. RefSeq lists its product as uncharacterized. The coding region runs from base 97 to 1929 and encodes 610 amino acids. The transcript is spliced from 10 exons. The record is from RefSeq and is a predicted model, not a curated record. NCBI's taxonomy places the organism in Eukaryota, Metazoa, Mollusca, Bivalvia, Ostreida, Ostreidae.